Messenger RNA from Sinocyclocheilus anshuiensis, 1928 nucleotides. Its product is annotated as vesicle-trafficking protein SEC22c-like. Gene Ontology annotation, biological process: endoplasmic reticulum to Golgi vesicle-mediated transport. The transcript has 7 exons. NCBI's taxonomy places the organism in Eukaryota, Metazoa, Chordata, Actinopteri, Cypriniformes, Cyprinidae. Bases 199 to 1110 code for a protein of 303 amino acids. The record is from RefSeq and is a predicted model, not a curated record.
CAUAAUUCAGAGAGGCAAACAAAAAGCCUCUGGUCGCGUCUUAAUAUCAUUAAGUCAUAAAUAACAAUAAUUAUCUUGAGGGAUUUUUGAAACAUAGUUGUUAUAUUCCUGCGCACUUCAAAUUCACUGUUUCACAUGCUCAGCGUAAAUGAAUUGAGCUGUUGUAAGGAUGUGUUCUCAUAGAGAUCCACGAGGAGCAUGUCACUGAUCCUGUUUGCCUUUGUUGUCCGGGUCAGGGAUGGACUCCCUCUCUCCGCCUCCACUGAUUUCCUGCAUAAUAAGGAACUUCAGGAGAGAAAGCAACAGCUGAAAGUGAUCUCAAAAUCCCUAAGUUCAUUACCAGAGAGAGGGACAGUCAAGGGCCAUGAGCUCAACAUUCACUUCCUCUCAGCCGAGGGUGUGUCCUACAUGACCGUAUGUGCAUGCAGUCUCCCUGCUGCCACGGCCUUCUGCUUCUUGGAAGACUUGCGCUGGGAAUUCACAGCAUGCUUUGACAACCCUGCAGUGGCCCUGGCAAGCAGGCCGUACCCCUUUCUUGAGUUUGAUAGUGCCAUUCAAAAACUUCAGCAGCAUUAUAAUCAGAAAGGGGGUCCAUCUCUGGAGGUCACCCUGGCCGAAGUACAGGAAGACCUCAGAACCAGCCCCCCUCAGGUUCUCACCAUAGAGGACAUGGCACUCACCAAUGGAGCAGCCAAUGGGCAUGUAGAACAAGCAGCUGCAUCAGGUCAAGGUCAGAGAUUGGAACCAGUCUCAGCACCAGGGAUCCUCUCACUGGUUCUUAACAUCAUGUGUGCUGCCCUCAACCUUAUACGUGGUGUCCAUCUUAUUGAAUACACCUUCCAGGAUGAUUAUGAUGGUUUGUGGAAUGUGGUGGCAUUUCUUUUGGCAUUUCUUUGCUGUGUUUGCCAGUGUCAUCUGUACUUGUUCCAUACCUGCCAGAAGAAGCUGAAAUCCUUUACUCUCCUGACUCUCAUCAUCUUAUGCAAUGCUUUUCUCUUUGGCCUGAGGAACAUCUGGCAGCUGGCCUUCCACAUGUCCGUGGCCUGCCUCUCCACGCUGCUCACCCUCCACCGCAAACUGCUGGACAGGAACAUGGACUGCGGAGUAUGAGGAGGAUUUCAGCUGGCCGUGGAUAGCAGUAGGGUGAGAGACCAAAAGAAUGGACGAGACUUUACAUGUGACCUGGUGGCUGACGUAAACUGACAUUGAUUUUCACUUUAGCUUUUGCUUUGAUCUAAUGUUAUGAUCAAGUGCUUAUUUAGUCUCACAUGGAUAGUGAGUGCAAUGGCUUUUCUACAGGGGUCUUCAAUUCCACUGAUGCAUUUCUGAAAUUUUUAAUGACAUAUUGUGAAUGUAAUAUGGAGAAAUUGAUAAAACAGACAUGAAGUAAGCAUUUUGUUGGUUCUAAAAGUUAAUUUAAUUUUAUUUAUUUGCUGCAAAAUAAGAAUACUUAUUGUUUAAGCGAAUGUAAACUGUUAAUCUUUGUUUACUUUUAUGUAGGCAGGCUUUUUUGUCCGUUUAAUUGUUAUAAAGCUAUAAAUGCAUAUAUAUUGCAUAUAAAUAACUAAAAGUAGGCAUAAAAGUGACUUCGGGUGAUUCUUGGUUUUGUUUCAAUAUCAGGCAUUUUAGGUUAUGAAGGAUAUUUAAUCAAUAACUAUUUCAAGUCCUUUUGAACAUGAUUUUUUGAUUUGUCGAUUAGUUAGUAAUGGGCUACUCCACAAUACAUUAAUUUUUUGUAUUAUAUUAGUACAAUAAUUUGUAUACAAAGCACAUUCAGAUUGUUCAACUAGUUUUAUGCCAUUUUUUUCCCACACAAGGUAAUUUUGUCUAGCCUACCUUUCUAUAAUAUUCAUCCCAAAGACUAUAAAUUAGAAAUAAUGUCAACAAAUUAUCAUAAUACAGCAAUCAUUCAUCAAGUGCUAAAGAAU